Molecule: messenger RNA, 2329 nt
Organism: Alosa alosa (allis shad)
Lineage: Eukaryota; Metazoa; Chordata; Actinopteri; Clupeiformes; Clupeidae
Gene: map3k8
Product: mitogen-activated protein kinase kinase kinase 8
Exons: 9
Coding region: 439-1860 (473 amino acids)
Biological process (GO): protein phosphorylation
Molecular function (GO): ATP binding; protein kinase activity
Source: RefSeq, a predicted model, not a curated record
AGUAGCAAUUAGUUAAGAAUAAUAGUGUAUCGAGUUUACGUGAGAUAUAUUACUUUCUUGCAAUAUCAUCUAAACUGUUGCAGUUUACGCACUGUCUUUUGAGAGACCAACGCUAACAGAUACAGACGACAGCAACCCCAUCGGCAUUUGAGCAAAAGUAGCCGUAGCUUUCGCAUGACAAGGGGUUCGGCACACAUCUCUCCAAGAAAAACGACACCAACAGCAAGUCCUUACCCGUCAGUGGCUGACAAGCAGCAGCAUUUGUUCCUGCUCUUCUCUGGGACGGCUGCGCUCAGUCACCUCUUAAACUAUACAGUGUCCACGAUGACUCCGUCGGAGUCACUGCUGAGCGAGACGAUGUGCCUGAGCUUGGUACGAAUUUGAGAGAGAAGAAUGCACUUGUUCUGCCGAGUGUGUGAUCUGCACUGAAGCUGCAGCAUGGAGUUUCAUGAUGAUAAUAACAACAUUGGGAUAAAACUUCUACUGAACCACUUGGACAUGGAGAAAGUUCUUGAGCUGUUUCAGAACCUUUACCCAGACGAGGAGGAAGAGGAGGAGGCAGGGUCCAGUGAGGAGGGUGUCUCGCAAGAAGAGGAGACAGACCAGGAGUCAGCAGGGACACACACGCCGGACGUGUUUGACCAGACGACAUGUCCGCCAGGCCAAGAAGGAGAUGUGCAAUACGGGAACGUGACUGAUUUGCUGGCCUUCAUCAGUCGGAUCUCAGGCACAGCACAUGGGGUUCAGGCACCCUCUCUCGUACACCUGAACAAUGAGACAGGGGUGCUUCUUAACAAGAAAGACAUGAUCGUUCAGAACGGCCACUAUCGCCUCGACUCUGAGGUGUCCCUGUUUCCAUGGAAACGCAACUACAGGAGUGUUGACUCGGCCCACAUUCCCAAAGGUGCCUUUGGGAGAGUUCACUUGGCUGAGGACUGUGUCACACGCAAGCGCAUGGCCUGCAAGCUGAUCCCACUAGAGCACUUCAGGCGCUCAGACGUGGAGAUCCAGGCGCGCUUCGGCCACGAGAACGUGGCGCAGCUGUUUGGGGCAGUCCUGAAGGAGCGCACGCUGCACGUGUUCAUGGAGGCCGGCGAGGGCGGCUCUGUGCUGGAGAAGCUGGACAGCUGCGGCCCCAUGCGAGAGGCCGAGGUCAUCUGGGUCACCAGGCAGGUGCUCCAGGCCCUCGAGUACCUGCACGGCCACGGGGUCAUCCACCACGACAUUAAACCGAGCAACAUUGUGCUGAUGUCAGCUAAAGCCGUGCUUGUUGACUUUGGCCUGAGUGUACAGAUGACUGAAGAUGUGUACAUUCCCAGAGAUCUGCGAGGCACCGAGAUGUACAUGAGUCCAGAGCUGGUUCUGUGUGGAGGCCACGACACAAAGACGGACAUCUACAGUCUGGGCUCCACUAUGAUCCACAUGCUGACGGGCAGUGCUCCUUGGGUCCGCAGGUUCCCCCGCACAGCCUACCCUUCCUACCUGUACAUAAUUCAUAAAUAUGCACCUCCUCUGGAGGAGGUUCCAGAUUCCUGCAGCAACCCCUUGAGGUCAGUCCUGCACAGCGCGCUACACAGGAACCCCGCUCUCAGAAGCUCCGCCUCCCAGCUGCUGCAGCACCACGCCCUGCACCCCACAACCAAUCAGACGCGCUACAACAGCCUAGACUCCGCCUUAGGGGAGGUGGCUCGACCAUUUCUCUCACAAUGCAGCCACACGUCCGACACAACACAGGACUCCUCCUUGAACUCUGAAGACUGGAGUCCCAGUAAGAAGGGGGGCUCCCUGUACCUGGAUCUGGGAGCUUUGGCUGGGUACUACCACUUGGUGAGGGGCCCCCCCAGCGCAGAAUACAGUUAGAGUGCUUACGAACACACACACACAUGAACACACAUACACUCAUUUCAAUGCUUUUAUUUGGAUCUUAACACAAGGGAAGAAUUACAGAUCCAAAUAUUGAUGGACAUGUUCUUCAUGCUCUCUGCACUAGUGGUUAUGGAUAAACAUGGCAUUGUUGUUUCCAAAUGGAUACACUACCUAUUAUGGCAGUACAUGUAUACCAAUGAUUGAACAAUCUGUGUAUUGUACUGUUGAUGUUGUUCCCAUGGAAUAUGUAUACAAACAUAUAAUUACCAUGUAAAUGAUUUUAUUUGAUUUUAUGUGAGCUGGGGAUAGAUAGAUAUUUAGACUGGGUUCACAGUCCUCUGUGUGGGAUUCUCAAGCCUUUUGUGUGUGAAAUUCUCUUUUGUAAAAGUGUUACUCUUUCCUUAUAACCGAAUGAAAAUGAACCGUUACUGCACGGGGACGGAAUUAAACUGAUGCUCACUCA